Molecule: messenger RNA, 507 nt
Organism: Stylophora pistillata
Lineage: Eukaryota; Metazoa; Cnidaria; Anthozoa; Scleractinia; Pocilloporidae
Product: gem-associated protein 6-like
Biological process (GO): spliceosomal complex assembly; spliceosomal snRNP assembly
Cellular component (GO): nucleus; SMN complex
Source: RefSeq, a predicted model, not a curated record
AUGGCGGACGUUUCAAGUAAUGUCGAAAGCUGGACCUCUCUUCCUAGUGUUUCUUUGCGAGAAUUUAUAGACAAGAAAAUAACUAUUUGUGUCUGUGACAACAGUAGGAAAGUUGGAUGGGUACUUGCCAUCGACCCAGUGACAUACACCGUGGUUCUACAAGAAGAAACAGAGAACUUAAAUUCCAAGAAGCUAACUUUUGUUAUGGGACAUGCGAUCAAGCGUGUUGUUCUAGAGGAAAAUGGAGGUGCUCGUCCGCCAAAGAUUAAUUUUCUUGAAUUGGAGAGCACGAAAGAGUAUUCACAGGAUGAAAUUGUAAAACGAAAAGGUGAUCUGAUUGAGUGGCUGACAAAGAAUCGAAUCCCAGUAACUGAGAGUUCGGAAGACAGUGGCGUAUUGUCGGUAAUGGGAGUUCUUUUUGUGGAACCUCCGUAUGAUCCUGAAAGCUGUAGAUGUAGCAAUGAAAUCGUGUUAGAUCGCAUUCAGAAGCUUAUACGAGCACAGAAA